UUCACAUAGUUCUUCAUGGGAAAAACACAGCUCAAUGUGAGAUCAGUAUAUUUCUUUGUUUUCAUGUUCUUGGUAAGCUUCAAAUCACUAGUUACCAAAGCACAACCACCCUUUUAUCUGGGAGAUGACUGUGAUUUCACCCCUCAAAAGCCUCUCAGCAAUGCAUACAAAACGAACAUUAACAACAUCCUCUCAUGGCUAUCUUCAGAUGCAGCCACAAGCAGAGGCUAUAACUACAAAAGCAUAGGAAACAACACCCCUGUGUAUGGCCUCUAUGACUGCCGUGGUGAUGUGGUUGGCUACUUCUGCCAAUUCUGUGUCUCCGCUGCUUCCAGAAGAGUCCUUCAGCACUGCCCUAACAGGGUCUCUGCUGUCAUGUACUAUAACUUCUGCCUUCUGAGGUACUCCAAUCAGAAUUUCAUUGGAAAUGUCACAAUAAACCAUCCAAGGCAUCAUGUUGGGAACAAAACUGUGUCUGAUGCAGAAGAGAUUCAAAAGGGUGAGGAUUUCAUGAGAAGUUUGAUCAGAAAAGCAACUGUGGAGACCAACAAGUUGUACUAUAUGGAUGGCUUCAAUUUGAGCUCCACUCAGAGAAGGUAUGGUCUGGUGCAGUGCACCAGAGACCUCACCAAUGAGAGUUGCAGACAGUGCUUGGAGGCAAUGCUAGCACAGGUUCCAAAAUGUUGUGAACAUAAUUUGGGGUGGCUUGUAGGAACUGCAAGUUGUCACAUAAAGUAUGAUGAUUAUAUGUUCUACCUUUUCAACAACCAAUCAUAUAUUGUGCCUGGUUUGACAGCUAAACAAGGGGAUCCUAGUAAGUCAAGAAACUUGAUCAUUGGGUUGAGUGUGGUAGGGUUGGUAGUUCUGUGUUUGAGCAUAUAUAGCUUAUGUUACUGGAAUAGAGUAAGAAAAGAUGGGCUGAUAACUGAUACUAUUCCUCUGUCUGCUUAUACAAAUUUGCCUAUAAUCCCAUUAAUCACAAUUCUUGAGAGUACUGAUAACUUCUCAGAAGCAUCUAAAUUAGGUGAAGGUGGAUUUGGCCCAGUUUACAAGGGAAUUCUACCCGAUGGAAGACAAGUUGCAGUCAAAAGGCUAUCAAAAGCUUCUAGUCAAGGCACAGAGGAGUUUAAGAAUGAAGUAACAUUUAUAGCCAAAUUGCAACAUUGCAACCUUGUAAGACUUGUGGCAUGCUGCUUGGAGGAAAAUGAAAAGAUACUUGUUUAUGAGUAUUUGUCAAAUGCAAGUCUUGACUUUCACCUAUUUGAUGAUGAAAAAAGGAAGCAACUUGAUUGGAAACUAAGGUCAAGCAUUAUUAAUGGAAUAGCAAGAGGUCUUUUAUACCUUCAUGAGGAUUCUAGACUCAAGGUAAUCCACAGAGAUCUCAAAGCUAGCAAUGUUCUGUUAGAUGAUGAAAUGAAUCCAAAGAUAUCAGAUUUUGGAUUAGCUAGAGCAUUUGAAAAUGGUCAGAACCAGGCAAAUACAAAGCGAGUAAUGGGCACUUAUGGAUACAUGGCUCCGGAGUAUGCUAUGGAAGGAUUGUUUUCGAUGAAAUCUGAUGUUUUCAGUUUUGGAGUACUUGUUCUAGAAAUCAUUUGUGGGAAAAAGAACAGUGGAUUUUUUCUAUCAGAUCAUGGUCAAAGUCUUCUUUUAUAUAGUUGGAGAAUGUGGUGCGCAGGAAAAUGUUUGGAAUUGAUGGAUCCAGUGUUAGAAAAUUCCUACAUAUCCAAUGAAGUUGAGAAGUUUAUACAGAUUGGUUUGUUGUGUGUUCAAGAAGCAGCAACAACUAGACCAACCAUGUCCACUGUCAUGGUAUUGUUGGCAACUGAUGUGAUGAACAUUCCCAAACCCAACAAACCUGCAUUCUCAGUUGGAAGAAUGACCUCAGUGGAAGCUUCUGCUUCAAAAUGUUCCAAAAGUAUUUCCAUUAAUGAUGCAUCAAUCUCUAGUAUUGCACCAAGGUAAAGGCAACCUUUGUUCAAGAUCAUUUGAAAGAAAAAUACUAAUAUGAAGUCAAGUACUUUAUCUAACUAUGAAGAUGGUGACAGAAAUGUACUGCUGCAUAUAACG
Vigna radiata var. radiata (mung bean) is the source of this 2067-nucleotide messenger RNA. RefSeq names its product putative receptor-like protein kinase At4g00960. The record is from RefSeq and is a predicted model, not a curated record. The coding region runs from base 16 to 1962 and encodes 648 amino acids. Gene Ontology annotation, biological process: protein phosphorylation. NCBI's taxonomy places the organism in Eukaryota, Viridiplantae, Streptophyta, Magnoliopsida, Fabales, Fabaceae. The transcript has 8 exons. Gene Ontology annotation, molecular function: ATP binding; protein kinase activity.